This is a messenger RNA of Girardinichthys multiradiatus, 4809 nucleotides long. RefSeq names its product slingshot protein phosphatase 2a (gene ssh2a). Gene Ontology annotation, molecular function: actin binding; protein tyrosine/serine/threonine phosphatase activity. Lineage: Eukaryota; Metazoa; Chordata; Actinopteri; Cyprinodontiformes; Goodeidae. The record is from RefSeq and is a predicted model, not a curated record. The coding region runs from base 419 to 4249 and encodes 1276 amino acids. Gene Ontology annotation, biological process: actin cytoskeleton organization; protein dephosphorylation; negative regulation of actin filament polymerization. Gene Ontology annotation, cellular component: cytoplasm. The transcript has 14 exons.
AGACGUCUCAGUACUGUACACGGCGUAGGAGUUUCUCUGAUGUAACGGGGGUGAACUAUGUCGACACAACGCCACAGAAACCAGUCUAAUAUUGGACAUUUUGUCGCUUUUUUCGGGAAUUAUGGACAACCAGACUCAACUGUCGGCUGCGGGGAGACACAGCGCAACUUAUAGUCUCCCUGUUUAAUUUAUCGCAACAGAGACUCUAACCCUAACAGAGACUCUUCUGUUUUUUUCGGUGCUGAUUUCGGCGAAGAUUUCGUCACUUUUCACAACAAAAUUUCUCGGCAGAUACUCACACUUGGGUUGCCGGGCGUACACGACUGUGAAAGAGGAGCAGAAGCUCUUCCUCCGACCAGGAGCACUUGACGCCUCUUCUCCUCUCCUUCAGCGGGCCCUCCACCCACCAGCCACAGGGAUGACCCUAGGAACGGUGUCCGGCUCUGACAGCUCGUCGGCGGUCAGCUUCUGCUCCUGCUGCGGCGCGAAGAUGGUGCCCUACUUCAGCGACGAGGCAGGGGUUUCCAAGAAUCAGAUCAACCAGUUCAUCAGUGAGAGUUUCCUCACAGUGAAAGGUGCAGCCCUCUUCCUCCCCAGGGGGAAAAGCCCCACGUCCAACUCUGCACCUCGCAUCAGCCAGCGCAGGAACAAGCAUACGGGCGACCUCCAGAAGCAUCUUCAGACCAUGUUCACUGUGCUGCGGCCUGAGGACACCAUACGACUGGCCGUGCGUCUGGAGAGCUCCUACCCUCAGGUGACCCGUUACAUGGUGGUGGUCUCCACCAACGGCAGGCAGGACACAGAGGAAAGCAUUGUGCUCGGCAUAGACUUUGUCUCCUCAGACAGCUGCUGCACCAUGGGGCUGGUUUUACCUCUGUGGAGCGACACUAGGAUUCACUUGGAUGGAGACGGAGGUUUUAGUGUAUCAACAGUGAACAGGGUUCAUGUCUUCAAGCCGGUGUCUGUCCAAGCCAUGUGGUCCGCCCUGCAGUCGCUGCACAAAGCUUGCGAGGUGGCCCGCUGCCACAACUAUUACCCAGGGAGCCUGUUUCUGACCUGGGUCAGCUACUACCAGAGCCAGGUUUCAUCCAGCCAGCUCUGUGUCAACGAAUGGAACGCCAUGCAGGAUGUCGAGUCGCACCGUGCCACCUCCCCCAUCCUCUUCACCGACCUGCCAACAGAGAGGGAACGCACGGAGAGGCUGAUCAAGAUGCGCCUCAGGGAAAUCAUGAUGCAGAAGGACCUGGAGAACGUCACCAGCAAAGAGAUCCGAACAGAGCUGGAGAUGCAGAUGGUGUGCAACCUGAGGGAGUUUAAGGAGUUCAUAGACAACGAGAUGAUCAUCAUCCUGGGACAGAUGGACAGUCCAACGGAAAUCUUUGAUCACGUCUUUCUGGGUUCUGAGUGGAACGCCUCCAACCUGGAGGAGCUGCAGAACAGCGGAGUGCGCUACAUCCUCAAUGUGACCAGGGAAAUAGACAACUUUUUCCCGGGAAUGUUUGAAUACCACAACAUCCGAGUUUAUGACGAGGAGGCCACCAACCUGCUGGAAUACUGGAACGACACAUACAAGUUCAUCACCAAAGCCAAGAAAGCUGGAGCUAAGUGUCUGGUUCACUGUAAGAUGGGCGUGAGUCGCUCCGCCUCCACGGUAAUCGCCUAUGCUAUGAAGGAGUACGGUUGGGAUCUGGACACUGCCUUUGACUACGUGAAGGAGAGACGGACCGUCACCAAGCCAAACCCGUCCUUCAUGAAGCAGCUGGAGGAGUAUCAGGGAAUCCUGCUGGCCAGCAAACAAAGGCACAACAAGUUGUGGCGCUCCCACUCUGACAGUGAACUGUCAGAUCACACUGAGUCCAUGUGCAAGCCAUUAUCUCCCAUGCUGGUCCGCGCCGACUCUCACAACAACAACACCACCACCACCUUCUCGCCCUCCUUGCAUCACUUUCUUGGCGUGGCCGUCCUGCAUGCCCUCAGCGCUGAACCCAAAAGCUGUGCCGAAUCAGUUGACUCACACGGCUCUCGUUUGCACACGCUCUCCAACGGGGUUGGAGAGCCACCGCUCCAGGAGCAGGUCGGACCCCAGCCUCCUCUCCCCAGACCCAGAGCAGCCACAGUCAUACCUGAAGAAAAGCUGGACAGCUGGGAAAGGGUGGCUGUUACUGUGCCUGUGGCUCUGCCGCACCCUCCACCUUCACUCCAUGUCUUGCCUCCUACGCCUGAACUCCAGCGGCACCACCGAGUUCCUCCCACGCAACUGUCCAUUUUAGAAAAACGCAAACAAUUCGAGCUGUCCCUCAGCUUACCAGAGACGGGCAGCUCAGAGGAAAUCUCUCCGCUCACCCUGGAGUCCAGUGACUCUGACGAACUCAAUAAAUCACAGUCAGACUUUACCAGUGACAAACAGAGCCCGCUCGGCCCUCUACCUCUUCUUCUUAGCCUCGCUCCGAGUGACGACAACAACAAUCCAAGCGAGCCGCAGGCAGACAGCCCCUUAGACUGCCGCAGCGAGGCCGACGACUCAUCCAACCACAGCUCAGACAGCAUCGACUUCUUCAGCGCCAGGGAAAAGUUUCUGGGCUUGGCUCAGGAAGGUCCAACGCGGACACAGGCAGAGCAGCCGCAGCAGAGAUCGCCCCUGUCGCCUGAGGGAGAUGCAGAGGUUAAAGACGACGAGAAGCAAGAGAAUGGGACCAGUCAGUCUGAGGACACCUCUGACCCAACUUGUCCCUCUCACCAUGACAAUGGAAUAUCAGUCCGCCACAUUGUCAUUGAGAUUGAAGCCAUAUCACACUCAGCCUUUACUCCCUCUAGUCCCUCCUCCUCAUCACCGUCACUCCCUUCAUCCUCUCUCAGCUCCCAGCCUCUCCAGUACGAACAGCAGGAGGUAUCAGAACCCUCCCCAGUCAUGCACGGCUCUUCACCUCCCUCUUCGCGGCCUUCGUCUCCCUCCAGGCUACCGUGUGACCAGCAGGCAGGUUCGGUUCGUCGGGCUACCAAGCAUCUGGAGCAGAAGCUAAAGCUGGAGUUGGCAGCGGCCCAGCAUUCCCCGCUGCAUUCACCCAGCGCCGAGCAGCCUCCGGUCAGGCUGGCACUGUGCUCCCCAACCACCGAGCUUCCUCCACCCCUGCACCCUGCAGAGCAAACACUCACUCAGGAAGAGAACACAGAUGGUUUUGCCGAAUCCAAAGAUGUAGAGGAGCGUAAAGGAAUUCAAAUACUUGAUUCCUCAAGCACAAGCAACAUCACAGACCCGCCAUGCACCCCUGACUCGCAUAUCAGCCAAGAUUCUGGGGCUAUACCUGGCGUUACGCACACAUCCAUAAACAGCAAGAUGCUGACAUCAUCACAUGCCUCUACUAUUCAGUUAGUGGAAUCAUCUCCAGAUACCUCAGCCCAGUCUCACAGACUGGGCCAGCUGCACAGCCAAAACCUGCAGGGUCCAGCUGCUUUGAAUCUGGACGGGGUGACGGAGGAGGAGUCUGAAACAGACUGGAGUCCUCAGGGCGGCCAGGCGACUUGUGGACCCGGCUGUGAAGCCCAGAGCAGGCUGGCUCGCAGCAGCCAGGAGCUGGAGCACAUUCAGCAGACACUCGAAGAGCUACAGGCUUUUCUUCAGGAGGGUGUCGGACUGGAGCAGCCUCAGAGGCUGACGGACACAACGGACACGGAGUCAGGACAUUAUAAAGGUUCAAAUUGUGAUCAGAGCCCCCCAUGCCUGGCAGUUAGACAGCGGCUGAAAGAGAAACCCGAGAGGAGGGGUCUCAGUGAGCCCCCAGGGUGGCACAGAACCAUGGAGCUGGAGGCUCGUAUGCGGCAGGUGGGCCUCACCCCCCCUUCCCUUAUGAAGAGAUCAGCGUCUCUGGCUAAACUGGACAGCCUGGAGCUGUCCGCAAACGACCUCUGCGACCUGGACCUGAGGCCACACUCUGCAUCAUCAUCAUCAUCAUACUCCCAGGACUCUUCCUCUUUGACACAGUCUCACCCGGACGACACCUGGAAGAAGCAGAAGGUGCUGUCUCUCAACACUUGUGAAAAACCCCUUCUGUCUCCUGAUGACACAUCUUCGCCCCCGUCCCACUUAUCCUCCCCCAAAGAAGACAAAAGCGAGGGCGACGAAAUCAACAGCCGCAGUAGCAGCGGCGCAUCGGCGUCGUCUCAGCAGGGCAGGGGACACUCGUCGAGACGUGCUCGAAAAGCCUCCGCAGAGAGAAAACGAGCCAUCGCUCUGCUUUACAACACCAUGUGACCUCAUUGCAACGGACUGGAGCGGACAUGACUGGAGCUGUGUGGAAGAGGCCAUGUGUGAAUGAGGAGCAGGUGAAGUGUGUGAGCUCCAGAAUGUGUGUGUAGGGUGGAAAGGAUGUUUGCAUGCAAACCACUGGAUGUUUUAACUGGAGUACAGUAAUAUUAUAUGAAUGUGCAAACUAAGACUGAAGUAGUGCAAACUCUGCACUCCGUUUGUGUCUGUUUUUUUUGUUUUGUUUUGUUUUAAACGAGCGUCUGUUUUGAGUGUGAGACCCUCGUUGCCUGUUCAAAGUUUGUAAAACUGCAACCAGAGCGGCGUUUUUUUCACAACAUGCACUUUACCACGUAGAUGAUUUUUGUGUCUUUUUAUUUGGAAUCUGUUUCUUACGCUGGGAAAGCUCGUUUUGCACUGUUCUCAGUAGACUUGUCUCUGUGGUUCUGGACUUGUCUUUACACAGAUUUUUAAUUAAACCAGGAUGAAGCUGAUACAUUGUUGUCGUUUUUUUUUUAUUAUUCUGUGCUUUAGCUGUAAAUAAAUAUGGGAAGUAUGUUUUGGCUGCA